Clonostachys rhizophaga is the source of this 2022-nucleotide messenger RNA. Lineage: Eukaryota; Fungi; Ascomycota; Sordariomycetes; Hypocreales; Bionectriaceae. The record is from the annotation of a GenBank genome assembly.
AUGGCUGGCCUCACAGUCCGAAGGGCUCCUUAUAAGGACUUCUUGCAACCCGCGUUGCAACGGCGAUUUGCCUCGACGGCUAUCAUUCUUUUAACUGUUUCCUAUGCUGAGGCUCUCGCCUUGGCUCAGUGGAACUCUCUCAUCUGGCCCUGGUUUCCCCUUGGAGGCGCGGGAGUUCGAACAGCAUUCAUCUUUACCUGCGGCCUUGCGAUCCUCGUCCUCCGGAUAGCUAAUUACCAUGUCGGGCUUCGAACGAUCGGAACAGGCAGCCAAACCUUGAGAGCCAGCCUUACGAAGCUCUCAACCUACGAGACCGCAUUCUGGUACUUCUUCUCCAGCACUCUAUUCUCUCCAGUAUUUCUCUGGUCGACGCCUGAGUCAGCAAACUUGAGUUGGGUCACCUACUUCAGUGGCGAUCGGGCGAGAGUCAACGAGCGCACUCUCUUCUUGGCAAGCUAUCUUGGAUUCUGUGCUCUUAGACAGAGCAUUGUCCAUUUUACAAACGACAUUGAUCGUCUGGACCUGGGAAUCUCCCGUCAAAAUGGGACCAAGGAUCAGUCGGCUUCCCUCAAAAGGGUUAUUUUGCAGUUUCCCAGGCUUCUUGCACACUCCGUGCAAAUGGCCUUCGUAUCCUAUAUCGUCUCGUUCGUGGUAUACUUUACCGUCGUCAGGUCCAUCGCCUGGGGCUGGGCCCUGAUGUUUCUCCGCCCAUUCUAUAAUCUACCCAAGGCGAAUCUGCUCCCAUUGUCCUGGCCAGUGGACGUGUUUCUCGUCAUUCGCUGCGUCUUCGCCGGGACCUUACUCUUCUUCAUGUGGUCCGCCGCCAACAUCGCAUUCUCCAUCUUUAUGGUUCAGGAACCUCUGAAGAAUGACCAGCCUCUUACAUCUGAGUCAAAGGACCCCAAUGGCAGUCUCCUAAAUGGCUUGAAGAGCAAGAAGCCUUCUAUUCAAUUCUUCGCUAUGUGGGAGCUUUCCCGCAUUGCCGAGAGGUUUGAGCCCAGGCGCAAAGCCAUUUAUGUCGAUAUUGACCGAAAGGAGGGGCCUAUGUGGUCUCAAGUUUACGCUGUCUGUAUGGAUGUUGUCAAGAGCAUAGAUACUCGGGCUAAAGACUAUGGAAAGCCUCCAGCACCUGCUCAGCCAGCCCUAGCAGCUGUCAACCCUAGAUCACAGAUCACCAACUCCUCGCUACGUAAUGACCCUAUUUUCAACACGUCCGCUCCAAAUUCGAGAGCGGGAAAGUUCGCGACACUCAUCGACCAGGGCGCGCAUGCAUUGGGCAGCGGCGCAUCCCAUGACAGCGGCAGCUCGCCAUUGUCCAAGCUCAGUCCUAUCGCAAAGAAGACCUGGGCUCAGACUAAGGAUAGUGUUCUGACAAAGGAGCAGCAGGAUGCUGUAUCCUCGGAAGGCAUCAAAAACAACUUUCAGAGUACCACUUUACAAUUAAUUAAGUCGCUACACUGGGUUGACCUACUAUUCCGACAAGACUUCCGCACCGCAUUUACAGCUGCGGUGCUAGGCGGACCAUAUGCAGAGCCGGCAUUUUACUGUCAUGCGGUGAACGCUCUGUGUCAGUUGGCUGUUCACAGCUUGGGAGAAGACCAGUUCGGCAAUGUCCACCGAGAUGUCCCUAACAUCAUUAGGACCCUUACUUCCGUGAUCCAAAGCGUUGAGGCAUUGAAGCAACGGUUCCCCGUUCACUGGACCGACGCUGGCUCCGACAAGGACACCCCAGAAGUUGAUCAAGUUCUUGAAGCUCUGCGGACUGGCCUGGGGCAAAUUGUGGCCAGCUUCGAGCCCUUCAGCCACGAUCUGAGACUCACUCAAGGAGAUUUGCGCCAGGCUAAAGAGGCUGCAGAAAAGCCUAAGCCUGCUGCACCCCAGCCAGUAGCAGAGAAGGAAAAGGUCCCCGAAAAGACUUCUCGUCAAAUUAUUACUGAGAAGGUGACUCAGGACAUAGAGACACGGCAGCCUUCCAGACGACGACACAGUCGGCCUGAAAUGGAGCAAGUGAGGCAUAGGUAG